Juglans microcarpa x Juglans regia is the source of this 839-nucleotide messenger RNA. Its product is annotated as auxin-responsive protein SAUR20-like. Lineage: Eukaryota; Viridiplantae; Streptophyta; Magnoliopsida; Fagales; Juglandaceae. The record is from RefSeq and is a predicted model, not a curated record. The transcript has a single exon. The coding region runs from base 62 to 532 and encodes 156 amino acids. Gene Ontology annotation, biological process: response to auxin.
CCUCAGUUUUUAAAGGUCUCUCAGCUUCUGAACUCUCUCUCUCUCUCUCUCUGCGACUCUCAUGGCGACCUCCACGAAACGGGCCGAGACGAUCCGCCAAAUCGUGCGGCUCAAACAAGUCAUGCUCCGGUGGAAGUACGCGAAUCUCCGGCGCCAAACAGUCUUGCCUACCUCCUCUGGCUCUGGUCGGCGCAUCCCAGCCGGUUUUCUCGCGGUUUAUGUAGGCCCGGAACGCAAGCGGUUUGUGAUUCCCACCCGGUUCCUGAACCUACCCGUGUUCGUUGCUCUGCUCGAUAAAGCCGAGGAAGAGUUCGGGUUCCAGAGAACCGGCGGUUUGGUUCUUCCCUGUGAAGUAGGGUUCUUCGGUGAAAUGCUGAAGCUUUUGGAGAGAGAUGAAGGCAGAUUCGGGAGACUUGGUUUGGAGGAGUUGAUGAUGGUUACUGAAGUGAGUUCUGGAUCUUGCAGGGAAGCAACGUCACGUGCUUACGGCCAUUUGGUCACUCCUCUGAUGCAGAAAGCUAGGGUCGCCUGAGUUCUCCCUUAGAUUAGCUCAAUCUUGAAGCCAUGGAAUUUUAUCUGCGAUUACUUCUAUAUUUAGUUAUGGGGGUUUUUCGGUUCCAAUCAUCCUUGAAGCCGUCAUUUUUUUUAGUUUUUAAUGGUAAUUUGAUGGGAUUCAAUGAGAUGAAUGCAUGUUUGAACUUUUCCUUUGGUAUUUUUUUUUUUUUUUUUUUUUUUUUUUAUGGAUUUUCUUGGAUCAUCAAAUCAAUAUUAUGCUGAUGCUGAUAAUUGUGAUGUUGUUGAAGUUUUUGAGUUAAUGAGAGUUUGGUGGCAGCCUGCAA